GUUUGUACUACUAUACCAUAAAAGGUAAAACUUCUCUGACUUGACGCCUUUCCGGUACGAUAUUAUAAAAUAAUAUUAGCUUUAAUUGUAGGUGGUUUGAGUUUAGUUAAUCAGUAAAUAUUCGUUUACACUGCUAAGAUUGGACGGAAUUCUCAAACAUGUGUGACGACGAUAUUGCAGCCCUUGUAGUAGAUAAUGGAUCUGGAAUGUGUAAAGCGGGUUUUGCAGGAGAUGAUGCCCCUCGUGCUGUUUUCCCAUCUAUUGUUGGUCGCCCAAGACAUCAGGGUGUGAUGGUUGGCAUGGGCCAGAAAGAUAGUUAUGUAGGUGAUGAAGCCCAGAGUAAACGUGGCAUCCUUACAUUGAAGUACCCAAUAGAACAUGGUAUUGUAACCAACUGGGAUGACAUGGAAAAGAUUUGGCAUCAUACCUUCUACAAUGAGCUGCGUGUUGCUCCAGAAGAACACCCUGUGCUGUUGACUGAGGCUCCUCUUAACCCUAAGGCGAACAGGGAAAAAAUGACACAGAUUAUGUUUGAGACCUUCAACACCCCAGCCAUGUAUGUAGCAAUCCAGGCUGUUCUGUCACUUUAUGCUUCUGGUCGUACUACAGGUAUUGUGAUGGACAGUGGUGAUGGUGUUUCUCACACUGUACCAAUCUAUGAGGGUUAUGCUUUGCCACAUGCUAUACUGAGGUUGGAUUUGGCUGGACGUGACCUGACUGACUAUCUCAUGAAAAUCUUAACAGAACGUGGCUACAGUUUCACAACUACAGCUGAGCGUGAAAUUGUGCGUGAUAUCAAGGAAAAAUUGUGUUAUGUAGCUCUAGAUUUCGAACAGGAAAUGGGCACUGCUGCUAAUUCAUCAUCUCUGGAAAAGUCUUAUGAACUUCCUGAUGGUCAGGUAAUCACCAUUGGGAAUGAAAGAUUCCGUUGUCCAGAAGCAACAUUCCAGCCUUCUUUCCUUGGCAUGGAGUCUUGUGGUAUUCAUGAAACUACUUUCAAUUCGAUCAUGAAGUGUGAUGUUGAUAUCCGUAAGGACUUGUAUGCAAAUACUGUUCUUUCAGGAGGUAGUACUAUGUUUCCUGGGAUUGCAGAUAGGAUGCAGAAAGAAAUUACUGCUUUAGCACCUAGUACAAUGAAAAUUAAGAUCAUUGCUCCCCCAGAAAGGAAGUACUCUGUUUGGAUUGGAGGUUCCAUCCUAGCUUCUUUAUCCACUUUCCAGCAAAUGUGGAUUUCCAAACAGGAGUAUGAUGAAUCUGGACCAAGUAUUGUUCACCGCAAGUGUUUCUAAGACUUUUAUAUUUUGGUAUUUAUAUAUAAUGUCUUGAACAGUGUUGAAUGGACCAAAGCAAGAUGCUUGAAUGAAGACUAACUGUAGUUAAAGUUAUCAGAAAAUAUUAUUUAGAGAAGCAUUUUGCAUUAACUUGUGUGAUGAUGAUAACGCACUGCUUUCCAGAUCUGUUUUAUGCAAUAACUUAAUUUGAAUGUCAUUACUUAUCUGAAGUCUUAAGUUAAAGAAUUUAAAAUUAACUCCCCGUGUAGUUAAAAUAUUAACAAGACUUAUAUGUGUAUACUAGAUCUUAAUAAAUCAUCUUGUUGUAUACCAGAA
Messenger RNA from Limulus polyphemus (Atlantic horseshoe crab), 1607 nucleotides. RefSeq names its product actin, cytoplasmic 1. The record is from RefSeq and is a predicted model, not a curated record. Lineage: Eukaryota; Metazoa; Arthropoda; Merostomata; Xiphosura; Limulidae. The coding region runs from base 159 to 1289 and encodes 376 amino acids. The transcript is spliced from 5 exons.